Molecule: messenger RNA, 1494 nt
Organism: Hippocampus comes (tiger tail seahorse)
Lineage: Eukaryota; Metazoa; Chordata; Actinopteri; Syngnathiformes; Syngnathidae
Gene: setd7
Product: SET domain containing 7, histone lysine methyltransferase
Exons: 8
Coding region: 196-1308 (370 amino acids)
Biological process (GO): peptidyl-lysine monomethylation; heterochromatin organization; regulation of DNA-templated transcription
Cellular component (GO): chromosome; nucleus
Molecular function (GO): chromatin binding; histone H3K4 monomethyltransferase activity; protein binding
Source: RefSeq, a predicted model, not a curated record
UAUUUGAGAAAGUGCGUAAUUUUUCGUCCACUGACAACUCGUGGUAAUUAUACGCAUUCUGAUCGUAAUUCAUGCUUGUGUCAAAAGUGGCCACAGCUGUCAUACGGCAUUGCCAUCUCUUGGCGACGCCCCACGCGUGGCGGAUAGCUGUGGGAGUUGUGUUUUGCUCAGCACUUCGUAGCGGCGUCCUGCAGGAUGGAUAGCGAGGAUGAGAACGUGGAGGAGGUGGUGGAAGGUCCACUGGAUGAAGAUGAGCAACCUCACGGACUGUGCACGGUGACCUACUCAUCCAGUGAUCGCUUUGAAGGACACUUUAUACACGGAGAGAAAAAUGGAAAGGGCAAAUUUUUUUUCUUUGAUGGAAGCACCUUGGAGGGCUUCUACGUGGAUGAUGUUCUUCAGGGACAAGGGGUGUAUUCGUAUGAAGAUGGAGGUGUCAUGCAUGGCACGUAUGUGGAUGGUGAACUCAAUGGGCCUGCUCAGGAGCUGGAUAGAGACGGUCGUCUGGUGUUCAAGGGCCAGUACAAAGACAACAUCCGCUGUGGCGAAUGCUGGGCAUACUACCCUGAUGGAGGCUGCGUGUUUGGAGAGGUGAACGAGGAGGGAGAGAUGACCGGUGAAUCAUUAGCGUACAUCUACCCUGAUGGACGCACAGCUCUUCGUGGAAGUUUUGUGGAGGGAGAGCUCAUCGAAGCUCGGCUUGCCACCCUGGUCCUCACUGAGAAUGGAAGGCCGUAUUUUCAGGUCACCCCCAGCGAUGCUGUUUAUACAUACGACAAGUCUACCUCCACUUGUAUUGCGACCCACGCUAUGCUGCCAGACCCUUACGAGAGCCAAAGGGUGUUUGUGGCAGACUCCUUGAUUAAAGGAGCUGGACAAGGUCUGUUUGCCAAGACAGAUGCAGAAAGAGACACUGUGGUGGCCUUUUAUAAUGGAGUACGAAUCACACACUCGGAGGUGGACAACAGAGACUGGGCGUUAAACGGCAACACAAUUUCACUGGACGAGGACACUGUGAUUGAUGUACCUCAGCCAUUUGACCAAACGGAGCGAUAUUGCGCCUCUCUAGGUCACAAGGCGAACCACUCUUUUACCCCGAACUGCAAAUAUGAUUUGUUUGUUCACCCCCGUUUUGGGUCGAUAAAAUGCAUCCGAACCCUAAGGGCUGUACAGAAGGAAGAGGAGCUGACGGUUGCCUACGGUUACGAUCAUGGGGCGACUGGGAAGAAUGGCCCAGAGGCCCCUGACUGGUACAAGCAAGAGCUGCAUGUGUUCCAACAUGGACAAGCAGUUCCCACAGUCCACUGAGGCUACAGAUCGUCCUUCUGGACUAUAUAUAACACCCUGCUGCUUGGGAUUCGCUUUGGAUUCCCUGCAGCCACAUAUUGUACCAUAAAUACAGUAUAAAAGGUCACUAUGCUGAACAUGCUAGGCAAACUGUUCCGAGCUGCAGCCUUAUGAGAUUAUGGCAAAAUCUAUGCAAGAUUAAAAAAA